CCCCCCGCCACCCCCCCCCCACACGGCGAGCACACCCACACCCCUCACCACACCACACCGUGCCCCAUCGUCCUCCAUUCCCCACCGCUGGCCAUGAGACGGUCUUAAGACGUGUCCCGCAGCCCCCCUGCAUUCAUGGAAUUACGAGCUCGCAUGACGACGAGCCCGCAGCCCAUCGACCCGCACCUACGCCUGGUGGCGCCAGCGCCGCCUACGCGAACCACGGGCUACAGCGCCGCAGACGAGAUCACCAGCCGCAUCGCCGCCCUCCAGCGCCAGCAUACACCCCCAUCCCGCGCCCGCCAAGGCUCGACCUCGAGCCAGUCGACGCACAGGCGCGAGCCGCCACCGUCAUCAUCUGCUCGGCCACGCGUGCGCGACGAUGGACGCAGGCACAAGGUUGACGAGUUUGACCGCGGGCCCGUGGCGUCCACAUCUCGCCAUCUGUAUGACCCGUCCAAGGGGCCAGCAGUACCCCGCGCACCGGCGCCGUCCCGACGAGAGGCAGCGAUCGCGCCGCCAAUCCCUACCCCAUCCCCCCUCUCAUCACACAAGGAGCGGCGCGAUCUUGUCCCAUCGCCUCGGCGGGCUCUGUUCGACCCCGCUUCGCCCAAACUCGACGCCCCUUCCAUACCAUCUAUACACACGCCUGUGUCCAGGCAUCGGGGAUCCCUCCCUCCCGACGACGCCCGCCGCCGACAUGAUGGGCCAGGCCCCUCGACGCACAAGCUGUUCGACCCCGCAGUCCAUGACCCCAUGACCUUCAACGCCCCGCCGCCAUAUGCACCUUCGACCGCCGAUACGCUUGCUGUGCCCGUGCGGCCUUCAAUAUUGCGCCGCACGUCACCCAAGAUGCGCACUCCCGAGGAGGAGGCUGAUCGCGCGCGUGAACGUGAGCGCCGCCGACAAGGCAGUGAACGGGGAAGCGUCCAUUCAAGCCAAAAACGCAAAGAAUCGGACACGCGCAGUCGAGGAAGCAGUGGAAGCCAGGGAAGCGAGAGCUUCAAGGACCGCGAGCGAGGACGUGGGGAGGGCGACUCGGGCGCUAAGAACUUGCUGCGUCACACGUACAAGGACAUCGGAGCCCUAGAGCAAUCCCUCACCGCCAUACAUCGUAAGAUGCAGGCGGAUCCCGAGGCAGGGAUCACCUGGUUGAUCGAGAAGCCACUGCCGCCGCACAGUAACAGCGCGUCCGAAGAAAGCGUUGCUUGGGCCGAGCUUAUAGCUCAGCACAAGAAGCUUGCCGAAUAUCACUCCAACUUUCUCAAGCUCGCCCUUGACCCCAAAUCGCCCCGCGACCUGCGUGGUUUACCCGUCAAGUACAACAUACCCGUACGGCUGUGGCAGACCGGCUUCCAUGCCAUUCUCGAGCGGCUCCGUUUCGCGUGGAUCUCACACAGCCCCAUCGCUCUCGACCUGCUCACUGAUUUCAUAUACGACGCAUAUCAGUUUUACACCGAGCUGUUCGAGGACCAAAUCAUGUCCGCAUUCCGGACGGCGUGGAUCGAGGCGCUGGGCGACCUGGCCCGCUACCGCAUGGCAGUGGCAAGCUCGAUCGAGUCUAAAGCGCCGAAGCGCAAGCGUUCGGUGGAAGCCCGCAUCGACGACGAUGAGGAACCACUGGUCGAGACGGCCAGUAUAGGGCAAGAGGUGGCCGAUAACUGGGACGUUGAGGACAAGGAGACUUGGAGGACGACUGCGCGCGAUUGGUACGCGGUGGGUAUCUCCGAGAAGCCGGGCGAGGGGCGCUUGCAUCACCAUCUCGCGCUUCUGUGCUGCGAUGUGCGUGGACAGGAAGCGCGCGCAUUGUACCACUUUGCCAAGAGUCUCGCGGCUUCACACCCAUUUGAGACAGCGCGCGAGUCGGUGCUGCAGCUCUUCGAUACGGCGCAGCAGUUCCAGCGAUCGACGCCGGAAGCGACGGCCAUGGACCUCUUCGUCCGUCUGCAUGGGAUGCUGUUCACGCGCAUCGAGCUGGACGACUUUGUCCCAGUCAUGAGCCGGUUCAUGGAGAGGCUCGAAGAAGACGCGAGCCUCGACGGCGUGAGCCGCAAGGCAUGCGUCACCCAAGUCGACUGGCUGUUCAUGGGUGUGGUAAACGUCAUUGCUGUGCUGCAGUACGGCUCGGACACUGGCAUCAUCCGCAAGGGGUUAGCGCAGGAAAGUGCUGCACGCCGCCGCCAAGCUCUGACGGAGGAGAACGGCGACGGUGACGAGGACGAGUUUUGCCAGGACGACGAGAGCCAGCCGCAAACCCCACCGACCUUUGCAUCGGACUCACCGCCGCCACCGACUUUCAUCAACGCCCUCACCCUCACCUUUGCCAUACUCGAGUUUACUUUCGUCCACCCCUUCCGCCAGCAGGGUCUGCACCAGGUGCUCAACCCGUACCUCGCCAUUCUGUUGACGUUCCUCGCGACGAUAUUCCGCAACCCCAUCGCAGGCGCGCCGCUUCUCCCUGCCAUCCCCUGGCGCCGGUUAGCCGAGUUCGUCAACUCGCUCCGCAUCGAAGUAUCGGAGGAGACGCGCCUUGUCAGCGGUGUUCCGCUGCCAGAAGACUGGGUCAUCCGCGGCAUGGAGUGGGUCGGUCGGCGCGUGUUUGAGCGCGGAUUUUGGAAGGCCAAGACGAACUCGCGCAGCUCGAAUGGUGGCCCGGCGAUGCCUCGUGUCGGCGAGCGCUUCACGAGCGAGAUGGACGUGUUGCUGGCGAGCUUUGAUGCCGCGCUCGACAUCACGGAGGGCGUAGUGGAAGAGGUCGAGGGCGCAGACUUGACGGAUGGCCCAGUGGCCGUGGACGAUCGCCGCCGUCGCCGUGUCGCGUGGGCGGCUGGGACCUUGGCAUCCCACGUGGACGGUUUCGAUCUCGAGGGCGGCAAGGUUGUCAUCCGUGGCGCUCUGGCGGCCACCAUUGACGCCGAGGAGGAGCGCAAGGCGCGCGAGCGUGAAGUGGGGCUCAACGGCGCACGCCAUGUACGCCCGCCGCAGACUGUGCCGAGCGAGGAGGAUAUCCAGUCCGAAGACGAGGACGAGGACCCAGAUCUCGCGGUGCUGCGCGAGCGCCGCCGCCAUCUCCGCGACAUUCUGCAGGUGCCGUCGGCGCCGUCGGCGCCCAAGGUGCCACGCUCGCGUCGCGUGCGCAGCACGCACAACGUUGUGCCGGGAUACACGAUUCUGGUGUUCGACACAAACGUGCUGCUCUCCUCGCUCAGCCUGUUCUCCAAGGUCGUCGAGGGCGGACAGUGGUCCGUCGUGGUCCCCUUGCCGGUCGUCACCGAGCUGGACGGGCUGUCGAAGAACCCGCCGCCGCUGGGCACUGAGGCGGCCGCCGCCGUAGCUUACCUCGAAGCACGCAUUCGCACGCACGCUCUGUGCCUCAAGAUCCAGACAUCGCGCGGUAACUACCUCACGGACCUCCUCAUACGCGCCGAGACGCUCGACCUGCACAGCCGCGAGAAUGUGCGAACGAUGGACGACAUGAUUCUCAACGUCGCCGCCUUCCAGCGCGACCACUUUGUCGACCGCUCCGCCCUCCUCGGCCAGGCGCGGCCCGUCGACGGCGUGCCGACGCAAGUCCUGCUCGUCACGUUCGACCGCAACCUCCGCCUUAAGGCGCGGGCGCAGGGCAUCGACGCCGCCGACGAGCGCGAGAUGGCGGCUAUCAUGGCCAAGUAGGCGCUGGCCCAGCCCAUCGAGGCACCUCACGCCACGCUGCGCCACCCCUCGCACUGCGACGGUGCGGCAGGGCCGUGGCGUCGAUCUGGACGCCAUCCUUCCGCGACGUUCCAGCCAUACACAUCGCUCGCUGAUGCGACUGUCGGCCAGCUGGGUUAUCAGCACUUGGUGGUGCUCAGAGCGCUAUCAGCUCAGCUUGUACAUCGGCCCACCUGUGGGCCACCAUCUAACCUGUACCUUUGGAACACUGGGAACACUGGACCUGUACUAUAGUGCGCGAUGCAUGUGCAUGCCUUCAACG
This is a messenger RNA of Cutaneotrichosporon oleaginosum, 3973 nucleotides long. RefSeq lists its product as uncharacterized. The record is from RefSeq and is a predicted model, not a curated record. Gene Ontology annotation, molecular function: telomeric repeat DNA binding; protein binding; telomerase RNA binding. Lineage: Eukaryota; Fungi; Basidiomycota; Tremellomycetes; Trichosporonales; Trichosporonaceae. Gene Ontology annotation, cellular component: telomerase holoenzyme complex. Gene Ontology annotation, biological process: nuclear-transcribed mRNA catabolic process, nonsense-mediated decay.